Messenger RNA from Metarhizium album ARSEF 1941, 234 nucleotides. RefSeq lists its product as uncharacterized. Lineage: Eukaryota; Fungi; Ascomycota; Sordariomycetes; Hypocreales; Clavicipitaceae. The record is from RefSeq and is a predicted model, not a curated record. Bases 1 to 234 code for a protein of 77 amino acids. The transcript has a single exon.
AUGUCCUCCGUCGUCGGCUGGCACGGGCAGCAUAUUGGUAUUGGUAGUCCGCAGAUGAACACGUCAACUGGUCUCGUCUGCGCCGGGCCAACAUCAGCCAUCAGCCAUCAAUCAGCGUCAGCCUCCAUCGUCACAAAGCACAAGGGCCAAGCAAAGGGCGCGCUCUCGGGGCAGCCGUCAAACUUUGUCCUCACCCAUGGAUGGCUUGAAUAUUCCGACCCGACCGGAUGGUGA